Molecule: messenger RNA, 1265 nt
Organism: Camarhynchus parvulus
Lineage: Eukaryota; Metazoa; Chordata; Aves; Passeriformes; Thraupidae
Product: T-cell surface antigen CD2-like
Exons: 5
Coding region: 57-989 (310 amino acids)
Source: RefSeq, a predicted model, not a curated record
ACCUGCCAGGAGCUACCACUAGGCAAGGCAACACUGGAUGGUUUUUGACCCUGAAAAUGAACUUUAGGAGGAUUUUCCUAGUCAAGUGCUUGCUGCUUUUAUUUCCCAGUGUACAAUGCUCCAGCACCAGCUGGAUUUACAAGGCAGCGAACGAGACAGCUCUUCUCAGCAUCACUGCUCCUGGGAGCAUCUACGAGGCCACGUGGAGGAGAGGGCCAGAAAGGCUGGUUCAGAUCAGAGAAAACAGAGCCAAGCACUUUGUGAACAAGGAGCAGUGCAGGUGUGCCAUACUCCGGAACGGGACCCUGCAAAUCCAGCGCCUGCAGAAGGAGGACAGUGGGCGCUACACGGUGCAGGUUUAUCAGAAGGAUGGACAGCUGAAGGCAGAGGAAAAUACAAUGUUAUUCGUUCAGGAGCCUGUCCCUCAGCCAGUCCUCAUGGCUGAAUGCAGGAAUAAAAGUGUGUCUGUCAAGUGUGAAGCCAAACAGAAGGCCAAGGAUGAAGUAUUUAUAAUAGAGCUGACCCAACCCAAUGGCAAAAAAAUCCAAAAGAAUGCAACAGUGCUGGAAUGGCACGGGUGGAAUUCUGGGACGUUCCAAUGCGUUGCUAAGAACCAAGCCAGUGAAAAAAUGGCUGAAAAAGUAAUUAACUGCUCAGGCAAGAUGGACUUUUACCUCAUCUUGAGCAUAGCAGGAGGUGCAGUCUUCUUUGUCAUCUUUGUGAUUUGUCUUAUUUAUUGUAUCAGAAGGAGGAAAGCAAAAAGGAAUGAAGUUUAUGGGGAGGAGCGAGCGAUGCAGAGCCUGCCCAUGGACCAUGAGAGGGGGAUGAUGAGGGAGCUGCCCCAGGCUCCAUCCAAGCCCACGCCGAAGCAGCAGCGAAUGCAGCAGCGGCCGCUGCCCCAGCAGCCCCAGGAGCCACAGCAGCCUCGGCCCCAGCCACGGCCCCGCACCCAGCCACGGACCCCAAACCCCCCCAGACACAGGCCCUGAGCACACAGCCUGGCGUCUAGCAGAGCCCACAAGGCUUCCCUGGUGUUCAGCAGCCUAAGGUGGGAAAUGCCAACUCAUGGUGACGGGACUGGAAGCCCCUCUCUUCGGACCCCUGCUUAUCUCUCUGUAAGACUACAGGUCACUUUCCUUUAACCCUUGCUAUUGGACAAUUUCCAAAACACCUGACCCCUAUAUAAAGAGCUGCUUUUGCCCAGCUUGGGCAAAAGAGCUGUCACUGGGAACCUUCACAGAAGAACCUUUUGUUCCUGGGAACCU